This is a messenger RNA of Panicum virgatum (switchgrass), 1622 nucleotides long. RefSeq lists its product as uncharacterized. Gene Ontology annotation, cellular component: proteasome core complex; cytosol; proteasome core complex, alpha-subunit complex. The record is from RefSeq and is a predicted model, not a curated record. Gene Ontology annotation, biological process: negative regulation of translation. The transcript is spliced from 9 exons. Lineage: Eukaryota; Viridiplantae; Streptophyta; Magnoliopsida; Poales; Poaceae. Gene Ontology annotation, molecular function: rRNA N-glycosylase activity. The coding region runs from base 120 to 1622 and encodes 500 amino acids.
UCAAGCUAGCCGAGUUUCCUGUUGUGGCUCCUACAUCAAAUCUUGAGCAUCACUUUUGCUUGCAGGCUCCUGCAUCCAGUACACUAUGUAAGGAACGAUACUGCACUGAUGCAUUGGAUAUGAGUUUCAGAGGUGAGGGAAGAGCAUUGGCUCAUGAGGCAACGAAUCAAGCUGGAAAAUUAUGUUCCAAAUUGGGAUAUGAAAUGUCUGCUGAUGUUUUGGCACAAUGGAUUGCAGAUAGAACCAAGAUCUGGACUCAGUAUGGUGCCAAGAGACCUUCUGGAGUUGUUGCUAUGAUUUUGGGCAUUGAUGAAGAGAAAGAAACUCCACAGCUUUCUACAUGUGAUCCUGCUGGGUAUUUCUUGAGUCACAAGGCAGCAAGUGCUGGUCAAAGGGAUAGGGAGGCUGUCAACUUUCUUGAGAAGAAAACGAAGAACAAUCCUUCACUAUCAUUUCAGGAAACCGUUCAGAUGGCAAUAUCAGCAUUGCAGUUCGCACUGAAGGUGGACCUCAAAGCCAAUGUCCAGGCGCUUGAUGUCCCCGGCAUGUACCGCCACCAGGAUACCCAAGGAUCGGGUGGUGAAGAGACUACAUUAAGGUUUUCGAUAUUGAGAAAGUGGUAUAAAGCCCUUGAAAGCUUAAGAGGUGAUAUUGAGUUUGCUAAGAAAAGGAGACUUUCAACUUCUGCUCCAAAGACAGUUAGUUCGCUCCAGAAUGGAGUUGUGUUCUCACUUAAUGGAUCAAAAUUCAUGAUUCUCUUUAGUUACAUCAACGCCAUAAUUCAUUACCGGCUUUGGAAUUAUGUAAGGAGAACCUGUGUGGAUUUGCAAAUAAUAUUUGGAACAGACAAGAAAUUUUAUACCACAGCUUGUGAAGAUACCUUCCAUCUUCUGGUUGAGUUUGAUGAAGAUCUAAUUGAUCUGAUCAUUGAUGGCAAACAGUCUUGGUUCCAUGCUAUAAUCAAGAAGAUCUAUUCCAACAAGUUUCUUCGGACUGGUAAUGAUGACUACAUGGUGGGAGUGGACUGCAAAGAGUUGAAUUUUUUAGGCCAAUACAAGGAUAUAGCACCCAACAAUGAUGCUGGAGAAAUUCCCAUUGGUAUACCUGCUCUUAAGAGUGCAUUCAAGGCUUCCAGUGAUUAUUGUGAACAAACAUCCCCUGAAUUACAGAAAGCUAUUGGCACGUGGGUUAUUUAUUUUGGUGAGUCACCAAAAUUUCACUAUGUCUUCUUGGCAUGCUGCAAAUCUAUAGUCAUGGAAAAGUUCGACACGCUAAAUAAAGUUGACAAAGGUCUAGGGUUGAUGGUCAGAAAAUGGGGUUUCCUUUGUAGCAUUGCUAUGCGAUGGGUGCUGAAAUCUUUGGCAGGCCGUCCUGUCCCUGCAAUUGAUGAGGAGACUGAUGAAAUCAUGAGGAAAGGGGUUCCUAGAAUUAAAAGUGUGAAGGACAUCUUCAACAACAUUUGCCUGUGGACCAAUUCUUCACCUUACGAGUCAGCUUGUGUACAAGAUUUAAGAUCAAAGGAGAAAACCAAGCUUCAGCCCAUUGAAUAUCCUUUGAUCUUAAAUGGGCUGAAGCUUGGUUUCUCCUUUGAUCUUAAAUCUUGUACACAAGCUGACUCGUAA